Messenger RNA from Cannabis sativa, 3456 nucleotides. Its product is annotated as ethylene receptor 2. The transcript is spliced from 3 exons. Bases 843 to 3140 code for a protein of 765 amino acids. Gene Ontology annotation, molecular function: ethylene binding; phosphorelay sensor kinase activity; protein binding. The record is from RefSeq and is a predicted model, not a curated record. Gene Ontology annotation, cellular component: endoplasmic reticulum; endoplasmic reticulum membrane. Lineage: Eukaryota; Viridiplantae; Streptophyta; Magnoliopsida; Rosales; Cannabaceae. Gene Ontology annotation, biological process: phosphorelay signal transduction system; response to ethylene.
GUAAACAUUGUGGGCACCACCACCACCCAUUCUCUCUCUAGAUUUCCCUCUUAUGUUACCUCUUCCUCUCUCUCUACGAAACAACGGCGCAAUCGAACUCUCUCCCUCCCCCCUCUCUCUUCCCCCAUUUCUCCAGUUGUCUCUAUUUCAUAAGCCUCCUUUUCUUCAUAGUUUUCUGUUGAAACUUGAAUUUGUUUGAUAGAAAGACUGAGAAUUUUGAUCGAAACUAUCAUCAUUUCCCAUUUACUCUCUCUCUUUCAAUUUGUUUUCUUUUUUGUUCAUUUCGUUCUAACUCGGGUGGGUGGACCUUAGCUACUACUCACUUCGGGUUUCUGUGCUUGCUUGCCGGUUUACGCGGCGCAAGUUAGCCGGGUCUUUUAUUUUUUUUUUUUCUGUGGGAAAAAAAUCUGCUUUUUUUUUCUUUUUUUGUUAUGGGUGGUGGGUUUUUGGAGUUGUUGUCAUAGAUUAUUAAAAAAAAAUCAUUUUCUUUUGUUGGGGGCGUAUUUGAAAUUAUAAUUAAUAUUUUUAUGGGGAUUUGGUUCUGGGUUUUCUCUGUUUCUUCUAAUGGAAGAUGUGGGUGAGGAGUUUAGGAGGACUGUACUUCCUUCUUAAAUGGUCUGAUGAAUUUUUCGGACUAAUGGCUGCUCAAGCAAGAAGAAGACGAAGAAGAUGGUCUUUGAGUUAAACUCUCCAUACUGCAUGUGGGAAAAGGGAAAUGAGCUUUAAAGACUGUUGUUAUACAGUUACAAUUCGAUCAAAAUUAGCUAGAGGAAUUUUCUUCAGAACGAUUCAAUCAGAUAUCUUGAGCGUGUAAAUGGAUUGAAGUAGUGUAAUUAGAUGCAAUGUUAAUAAGAACAUUAGCAUCUGGGCUGUUGAUUUCCUCCAUUCUCAUAUCAGUUUCGGCUUCCGGAGCUGAUAAUGAGUAUCCCAGAUGUAAUUGUGACGAUGAAGGAAGCUUAUGGAGCAUUGAGAGUAUUUUAGAAUGCCAGAGAGUGAGCGAUUUCUUAAUCGCGGUUGCCUAUUUUUCGAUCCCCAUUGAGCUACUUUACUUUGUUAGCUGCUCCAAUGUGCCAUUCAAAUGGGUUCUCUUUCAGUUCAUUUCCUUUAUUGUGCUUUGUGGGAUGACACAUUUGCUUAAUGGGUGGACUUAUGGCCCUCACCCUUUUCAGCUCAUGCUGGCUCUCACUGUCUUCAAGAUUCUCACUGCUCUGGUUUCGUGUGCUACUGCCAUAACUCUCAUCACUCUCAUCCCUUUGCUUCUAAAAGUUAAGGUGAGAGAAUUCAUGUUAAAGAAGAAAACUUGGGACCUUGGCCGAGAGGUUGGGAUGAUAAUGAAGCAGAAAGAAGCUGGUUUACAUGUGAGGAUGCUUACUCAUGAGAUUCGGAAGUCACUUGAUAGGCAUACCAUUUUGUACACUACCCUUUUCGAGCUAUCUGAGACUCUGGGCUUGCAGUACUGUUCGGUUUGGAUGCCUAAUGAUAAUAAGACUGAAAUGGUUCUGACUCAUGAAUUGAAAGGGAGAAAUUAUUCCAAUUUGUAUAAUGUUUCAAUACCCAUUGGUGAACCUGAUGUUGUGAGGAUCAAAGGAAGUGAAGUUGUGAAUAUUCUUAGUCCGGACUCAGCUCUUGUUGCUGCGAGGAGUGGAGAGACUGGUGAGCCAGGGCCGGUGGCUGCAAUCAGGAUGCCAAUGCUUCGGGUUUGCAACUUCAAAGGUGGAACUCCUGAGCAUAUUCAGGCUUGCUAUGCAAUUUUGCUUUUGGUUCUUCCUGGCGGACAGCCUAGAUCUUGGAGCAGCCAGGAACUUGAGAUAGUAAAGGUAGUCGCUGAUCAAGUGGCUGUGGCACUUUCUCAUGCUGCAGUUCUUGAGGAGUCUCAACUCAUGAGGGAGAAAUUGGCUGAGCAGAAUCGAGCAUUGCAACAGGCAAAAAGGAAUGCUAUGUUAGCAAGCCAGGCAAGAAAUUCGUUCCAGAAAGUAAUGAGUAAUGGGAUGAGAAGGCCAAUGCAUUCUGUCUUAGGUUUGCUCUCGAUGCUGCAAGAUGAGAGUCUGAGCAAUGAGCAGCGAACUAUUGUUGAUGCCAUGGUGAGAACAAGCAAUGUUCUAUCGACCUUGAUAAAUGAUGUCAUGGAUAGUUCUACAAAAGAUAGUGGAAGAUUUUUAUUGGAAACGAGGUCCUUUAGUUUGCAUGCCCUAAUAAAAGAAACAGCUUGCCUUGCCAAAUGCUUAUGUUUGUACAGGGGUUUCAGUUUUGCUGUUGAUGUUGAGAAGUCUUUGCCUGAUUAUAUAAUGGGCGAUGAGAAAAGGGUUUUUCAGGUGCUUUUGCAUAUGAUUGGAAGCCUUUUAAAUGGGAACAAGGAAGGGGGGUUGGUCAUACUCAGAGUUUUUCCAGAGAGUGGAAGUCAGGGAAGGAGUGACCAAAAAUGGGCAGCCUGGAGGCAUACUGAUGGGGAUGUACAUAUCAGAUUUGAGAUUAGGGUCAGUGAUAGUGGUUUUCUAUUAGACGGGUCAGUAUCAGCAGCACCACCCAUCGAUAGGAGAUACGUGAAUGAUGGAAUUGAGGAGCGUUUGAGCUUCAGCGUUUGCAAAAAACUUGUGCAGAUGAUGCAAGGGAACAUUUGGGUAGCCCCAAGCUCUCAAGGAUUUACUCAGAGCAUGGCACUGGUUCUUAGGUUUCAACUGAGACCGUCCAUUGCAGUAGCAAUCUCUGAACCAGGAGGAUCAUCAGAGCACCCGCUUUCCAACUCUCUUUUCAGUGGGCUGCAAGUUGUGGUAGCCGACGACGAUGAUGUAAACAGGGUUGUUACCAAGAAGCUGCUUGAAAAGCUAGGGUGUACUGUAACAGCUCUUGCUUCUGGGUUUGAAUGCCUGAGCGCUAUUAGCCGAGCUGGAUCACCAGUCCAAAUCAUAGUGCUAGAUCUCCACAUGCCUGAGUUGGAUGGUUAUGAAGUUGCAAGUAGAAUUCGCAAGUUUCGAAGCCGUAGUUGGCCAUUAAUCAUCGCCUUAGCCACGAGCGACGACGAUGCUGUGUGGGAUAGAUGUAUUCAGAUUGGUAUCAACGGUGUCAUCCAAAAACCAGUAGUGCUGCAAGGUAUUGCGAAUGAGCUAAGGAGAGUUCUGUUGCAGGCAAACAAAGUUGUGUAAAGAAGCAGCAGCAGCAGCAGCAAAGAGUUAAUUGGUAUUCUGUUUGAGGGCUCUUUCAAAGUCCCCCAAUUAGAUGGUGCACAAAACAUUCAACAGAAUGGUAUACGAGCUAGCUCCCUUUCAUUAUUAUUACUAUUAUUAUUAAAAGAAAAUUAAUGUGUUUGAGCAUAUUGUUAUAAUUACAUAGAGUAGUUUCAGGUUUGAUAACAGUAUCAAAGUUGUCAUAGGGCACCCUUUCUAAUGUUUAAAGAGAGGAAAAAAAGAAAAAGAAAGAAAAGAUGGUUUGAAAAGAAAACCUUAUGGAAUUGAUGUCAAA